GGGGCGGGGCGGCGGCGGCGGCGGCCAAGGAAGGAGGAAGCGCGGGCCCGCGACGCGAAGACAGCGCGGCGGCCCCCGGCGUCCGGCCAUGGCCGCCGAGGGCUCCAGCGCGGGGUCCGCCUCCCCGGUCUGCCCCAAGGCCUCCCUGCCCCUGGCUGCUCUCAACGUGCGAGUGCGCCGCCGCCUGUCUCUGUUCCUGAACGUGCGCACGCAGGUGGCGGCCGACUGGACCGCGCUGGCCGAGGAGAUGGGCUUCGAGUACCUGGAGAUCCGGCACCUGGAGAUGCACGCCGACCCCACGGGCAAGCUGCUGGACGACUGGCAGGGACGCCCUGGCGCCUCGGUGGGCCGCCUGCUUGAGCUGCUCACCAAGCUGGGCCGAGACGACGUGUUGGUGGAACUGGGCCCCAGCAUCGAGGAGGACUGCCAAAAGUAUAUUCUGAAACAACAGCAGGAGGAGUCUGAGAAGCCCUUACAGGUGCCUGCUGUUGACAGCAGUGACCCACGGACACCAGAGCGAGGGGGCAUCACCAUGCUUGAUGAUCCCUCAGGGCAAAUGCCUGAGCGUUUUGAUGCCUUCAUCUGCUACUGCCCCAGCGAUAUCCAGUUUGUUCAGGAAAUGAUCCGGCAGCUGGAGCAGACAAACUAUCGGCUGAAGUUGUGUGUGUCUGAUCGUGAUGUCCUGCCUGGCACCUGUGUCUGGUCCAUUGCCAGCGAGCUCAUUGAGAAGAGGUGCCGCCGGAUGGUAGUGGUUGUCUCUGAUGAUUACCUGCAAAGCAGGGAAUGUGAUUUCCAGACUAAGUUUGCACUCAGUCUCUCUCCAGGUGCCCAUCAGAAGCGACUGAUCCCCAUCAAGUACAAGGCAAUGAAGAAAGAGUUCCCCAGCAUCCUGCGGUUCAUCACUGUCUGUGACUACACCAACCCCUGCACCAAGUCCUGGUUCUGGACUCGCCUCGCCAAGGCCCUGUCCCUGCCCUGAAGACUGCCCUGGGACCCUGGAACCCAACAUGCCAGCAUUUGUGCCUUCAGCGAACCAGAGCAAGAAAGAGAGCUGCUUGAACUCACAUAGCAAGAAAGCUGCAGAUGCAGUUCUUCCCUCCCAGGGGGUCUGUAUGCUUGUUAUCUUCAAGCUCUUCUCAGGGGAGAAAAUGUCAUGGUCUCAUAUCUCUGUCCCAGGGCAGACCCCAGGACCCUAAAUCUAAUAGAAAAUGUGUCUUUUCUACUCUACACCCAGCCAGGGCUGGGGGCAAGUUACCUUUUCUCAGGGUCUGGGGAGGGACUGGAAGCCCCUCUCUGCAUGAUCUUGACAAAGCACUUCGCUAACUGUGCACUUAUCCCCACUUUGGUAUGGGGGAAUAUAAUAUUUUUAAACAAUUUCAAAAAAGUAUCUUUCAUACCUAUUUUGUAUGCAUUGUGAAAAUUACAAAAAGAGCUGAGAUAAUGCCUAUGUUUGUUAUUUGUCUUCUGCAUCCUGCGUUUAUAAUAAAGAGUUCUCUACUUUUGGAA
This is a messenger RNA of Nyctereutes procyonoides (raccoon dog), 1506 nucleotides long. RefSeq names its product MYD88 innate immune signal transduction adaptor (gene MYD88). The record is from RefSeq and is a predicted model, not a curated record. NCBI's taxonomy places the organism in Eukaryota, Metazoa, Chordata, Mammalia, Carnivora, Canidae. Gene Ontology annotation, cellular component: plasma membrane. Bases 89 to 979 code for a protein of 296 amino acids. Gene Ontology annotation, biological process: Toll signaling pathway; MyD88-dependent toll-like receptor signaling pathway; innate immune response. Gene Ontology annotation, molecular function: TIR domain binding; Toll-like receptor binding. The transcript has 6 exons.